This is a messenger RNA of Hevea brasiliensis (rubber tree), 1630 nucleotides long. RefSeq lists its product as uncharacterized. Bases 494 to 1297 code for a protein of 267 amino acids. Gene Ontology annotation, cellular component: membrane. Lineage: Eukaryota; Viridiplantae; Streptophyta; Magnoliopsida; Malpighiales; Euphorbiaceae. The record is from RefSeq and is a predicted model, not a curated record. The transcript has 8 exons. Gene Ontology annotation, molecular function: ubiquitin-protein transferase activity; zinc ion binding. Gene Ontology annotation, biological process: protein ubiquitination.
UGAUCAAAAUUUCAAUUACCAAAGAAAAGAAGAGAAAAGAGUAAAAAAUAAAACAAGCCCCAUAAAACAAGCCUAAAUAAAGAGAGAAAUCUCGAAAAUCUCGAAUCGUGGCGGUCGUGGGUUUUGCCGUUGGAAUCUCUCAUCUUUCCCUCUCCAUUCACCUACUUUCCCAUGUAACAAAGGGAGAGAAAAUUUUUUAUUUGAUAAAAAGGUGUAGUUUUUUGAGAUAUGGGUAAAAUGGAUUUGUGACGUCAACAACGACAACACUCAAUCUCUUGCUUCUUCUCCAGAAACAAUCGCAAGGAAGAAAGGGAAAGAUUGCCGCUUUCUUCCCUUCCAGAAAUUCCCAUUCUUAGCAGGGAUUUUUUUCCAGUACCUAUUCUGUUGGACUUUUGGUGAAGGAGAAGAGAUUGCACGUAUGGUUGGCUUGGAUAUCAAUAACUGUUCUGUUUGCAAAGCUUUCUAAACUCCUUUUUAUUAUGCAACUUGAAGGAUGGGGGAUCAUUUUGUGUUACUGGUAGAUCGGUUGCUAACUGAAUCCACCCUUGAAGCUGCUAUUGAGAACAAACACCGCUGGCAGCAAGCCACUCCAUCGGCAAGCCAAGAUAAUAUCUCUGACUUUUCAUCGCAGAGGAUGGAUUUAGAUUUUAUGUCAUCUUCAAGAAAAUUGGUAGAGUGUAGGAUUUGCCAUGAUGAGGAUGAAGACACAAAUAUGGAGGUGCCAUGCUCUUGCUGUGGCAGCUUGAAGUAUGCUCACCGCAAGUGUGUUCAGAGGUGGUGCAAUGAGAAGGGUGAUACUGUCUGUGAGAUCUGUCACCAGCAAUUUAAGCCUGGUUAUACAGCACCUCCUCCAUUGUUUCAUUAUGGUGGCAUUCCUAUGAACUUCAGGGGAAAUUGGGAGAUAACCCGAAGGGACUUAAAUAAUCCUGGAUUUAUAGCAAUGGUUACCACGGACCAUGAAUUUAUGGACUCUGACUUUGAUGAUUAUUCAGCUCCCUCUCCUAGAAGCCUGAUGUGCUGUCGUAUUAUUGCUAUUAUUUUUAUGGUUCUUCUGGUCUUGCGCCACACUCUUCCAAUCAUUAUUAGUGGAGCUGGAGAUUACUCAACGACAAUGUUCAUGUUACUGAUAUUGAGGACCAUCGGGAUUCUUUUGCCCAUUUAUGUCAUGGUCAAGGCAUUCACUGCUAUCCAGCAUCGCCGUCAACAGCAGCGUCCUCGUUUCUCAGUUGCUGCAUCAGAUGAAGAAAAUGAGUUGCCACAUCUUCAGCCUCAGUCGCGCAUUUUUCACGGUCAGUGAUUGCCACAACCACCUCACCUAAAGGCACAAAGUGUACAGAAGAGGGAAUCAAAUUUCAGUUAUUCUAGUUUCUAUUUGUAACCAAAGAAAGCUGCACCCUUAUCACCAUAGCAAGUGAGCAGAAUUGCUUUUAAUAUGGCAAAAAUCAAGAGGAAUUUAAUGGUGCAGCAACAACAUCAUAUUAUCAUGAAGUAUGAAAACUAUGUACAGUUAGCUAUUAGGCAGUAAAUGGGAACUGCUGUUUAUGAGAAAUCGAGGGAAGAAUUGAAAAAGAAUGGGAUGUUUGUUGUCAGAAAAUGAAAUGAAAUAUAUCAAUUUAUAGUUAAUGUGCUA